CUUCUCUUAACACCAAACCACGGCCUGCUUCGCAAGUGUUUCCCGGAAGUCUUGCGAUGUUGCGCCUCUGGGUUUAAAAACUCUGUGGCGAGAUCUCGCCUCCAUUUUGUGAAGCCACUCAAGCCUGCGAGAGUUGUGGUGGGAAUAUUUGUAUUUUUUGUUGCUAGCUAGUCAACGUUAGUGAGCUUGAUGUGAACCUGUUAACGACUGACCAAACAUAGCUUGCUAUUUUGUUUUUUUUACAAAAGCAAUUUGCUAAAUAACGUUAAAGUGGUUUCCUAGCUUUUAAACCACGAAAGUUAGCUAGCAGUCUACGGAUGUCUGGAGAUAAUAUGUCGGGCGGCGGGAGCGUGGUUCGUGGCCCAGCGGGAAACAACGACUGUCGGAUCUAUGUCGGUAACCUGCCGCCUGAUAUUCGCACUAAAGACGUGGAGGAUGUGUUUUAUAAAUACGGGGCGAUCCGAGAUAUAGAUCUGAAGAACCGGAGGGGUGGACCGCCGUUUGCUUUUGUUGAAUUCGAGGAUCCCAGGGAUGCUGAUGAUGCGGUGCACGGUCGUGAUGGUUACGACUACGACGGUUACCGUCUCCGAGUGGAGUUCCCCCGUAGUGGGCGUGGGGGAGGGAGAGGGGGUGGUGGCGGUGGCAGGGGUGGCGGCGGCGGCGGCGAUGGAGGAGGAGCCCCAAGAGGACGAUACGGACCUCCCUCACGGCGCUCAGAGUACAGAGUCAUAGUCUCAGGUCUCCCCUCUAGCGGUAGCUGGCAGGACCUAAAGGACCACAUGCGUGAGGCAGGUGAUGUAUGUUACGCUGACGUAUUCCGGGACGGUACCGGCGUGGUGGAGUUCGUACGCAAGGAGGACAUGACCUACGCUGUCCGCAAACUGGACAACACCAAGUUCCGCUCCCACGAGGGAGAGACUGCGUACGUGCGUGUGAAGGUGGACGGACCUCGCAGCCCCAGUUACGGACGCUCCCGCUCUCGGAGCCGUAGCAACGGGCGUAGCAACGGGCGUAGCAACAGCCGCUCGCGCAGCUUCUCGCCGCCGCGACGCAGCCGACCCUCGCCACGCUACUCGCCACGACACUCCCGAUCACGCUCCCGCACCUAGACACAAUGCACAACGCCUACAGCCCAGCGGUCCCCCCGUGGAGACGGUACAUCGGACCAGGAGACGGACAGGCGCCGCCCGGUGGACAUUCAAAUGCGUUACACCUAAUGUUCUCUUGCCUUUCGGCUACCUCUUGUUCUUUCGUCCCCCGUUUCCUGGUCUAGUUUGCCUCAGCUGUGGUUUUGGCUUAUGACCUCUGUUCUCUUUGUAUCUGCUGGCCCUUCAUCUCCCCCCCGCUUUCUCUCUCUCUCUCUCUCUCUCCUCUCUCUCUCUCUCUCCUCUCUCUCUCUCUCUCCUCUCUCUUCUCUCUCCUCUCUCUCUCUCUCU
This is a messenger RNA of Salmo salar (Atlantic salmon), 1436 nucleotides long. RefSeq names its product serine/arginine-rich splicing factor 1B. Lineage: Eukaryota; Metazoa; Chordata; Actinopteri; Salmoniformes; Salmonidae. Gene Ontology annotation, cellular component: cytoplasm; nucleus. Gene Ontology annotation, molecular function: mRNA binding. The record is from RefSeq and is a predicted model, not a curated record.